AUGUAAUAAAAAUUGUCUUAAGUUAACACAAAAACAAAUUGGGAUGAUAUUAGAAAGGAAUAGAUGAGAUAGAUAAUAGAGCAAGGUUCAAAUAUGACAGAUGAUGAUGUUGUUUAUCUAAAGCAUUGUAUUAAAAAUUUUAGUGGACCAACUGCAUACAUGUGGUUGGAAAGUAACCUUAAAGGAGAUCAAAUUAAUGAAAUAAUAAGGCAUAUGAAAAUAGCUACAAGUAAUGAUGGAACAAAUCCAAUAUACUUUGUUUAAGAAGGUGAAUUAACUUCAAAAACAAGAGUGUACAAAAAAGCAGAAGUGGUUUAGAAUGAAGAAGUUGAAUUUGGAUAUGGAGCUAUCGCUUUUUAGGUCGACAGAUAAUUAUUCAACUCUUUUAAAAAUAGCACCGAAUUGUAGGAAUUAGAAUUAAAAUCACAAAAUUUAUAACGUUGCAUUCCGAUUAGAUCUUUUGACAUUUAAAAAAAAUAGACUAUGUUACCAUUAUUUAAGGAAACUAAAAAGAAGUUUGGCAGUAUAAUGACAGUUCCAGAAGGAGGAACAGCCAGCUUGUAUUUUUAGACAAAAGGGACAACAUUGAUUUUUACAUCCACAAAGAGUCGUAAUUUAAUUAUUGUUGGAUGCAUUCAAAAUACAGGAGUGUUCAAUGAAUAAAGACUAUUAUUUGAAUAGGGAUCAGAAUAUGGAAGUAUAUCUAUAUGCGAGUCUACUCUUUAUUAAUUAUAAGCAGAAGAUGUAUUUAAACUGCCAGACGAUUGCAUACAAUCUUUAAGAGCAGGUUUUUUAGCUAAGAGAAUUAUCUAUAAAUCAAUAGUAGAUAAAUGUCAAUAGAUGAAAGAAGAUGAUGAUUUUGUUGAAUUCUAGGAUAGAAUUUGUAAGAAGUAUUCAAUAGAAUACAGCAGUAUUUUAAAUGUCAUAUAAAAAAAUACAAAAAAUGGAAAGAUAGAAUCUACAGAUAAAUAGGAAUAGAUUGAAAAAAAUAAAUAAAUGUUUGAAAAAACAAUUGGAGGAAAUAGAAUGAACAAUGUUUUAAGUUAAAUGAGUGACAAAGAAAGAACAUUAUGUUUAGGAACUCCCAGAAUUGUCAAUAAAUAAUCUACAUUCUUAGGAUUGACAUAGGAAUAAGAAACAUCUUUAUUUGCUUUAAGAUAACUUGCCACUGAUCUAAGAAAAGGAAAUUCGAAUUCAAACUAAAUUCAUCCUCUGUCCAAAGAAUCUGUCAAUAAAGCCAAAUAAGCUUUGCUUUAGGAAGAAAAGAUUAAUAUUGGGGAAAUGCUGUAGAGAAAAACCAUUUCUACAAAAUUGCAAGAGGAUCCCUCUGUGCUUGGAAAAAUGAAGAAAGACAAUAAUGAAUUGUUAUCUUCAUAUCCUUAAGAAGAGGAGAGAAUUCUAAAAAUACAUUCUGAAGACACAAAUAAAGAAUCAAAGAGUGAAUCAGAAACAAAUAAUGAUUAAAGUGACUUCAAAGGAAGACCCUAAGGAAGAUAAAGUUCUACAAAAGGAUAAUAAACAGCACAAUAAAUUUAAAUUGAUAAAAAAAAUAAAUUGCUUUAAAGUUUAGUUUGA
Messenger RNA from Paramecium tetraurelia, 1575 nucleotides. RefSeq lists its product as uncharacterized. Lineage: Eukaryota; Ciliophora; Oligohymenophorea; Peniculida; Parameciidae. The transcript is spliced from 7 exons. The record is from RefSeq and is a predicted model, not a curated record.